GUGUACAAGGGAAUUCCCAUGAACAUCCGGGGCCCGGUGUGGUCAGUCCUCCUGAACAUUCAGGAAAUCAAGUUGAAAAACCCCAGAAAAUACAAGAUCAUGAAAGAGAAGGGCAAGAGGUCAUCUGAACACAUCCACCAGAUCGACCUGGACGUAAGCGGGACAUUAAGGAAGGAUAUCUUCUUCAGGGAUAGAUAUGGAGCCAAGCAGCAGGAACUAUUCUACAUCCUCCUGGCAUAUUCAGAGUAUAACCCGGAGGUGGGCUACUGCAGGGACCUCAGCCACAUCGCUGCCUUGUUCCUCCUUUACCUGCCUGAGGAGGAUGCAUUCUGGGCACUGGUGCAGCUGCUGGCCAGUGAGAGGCACUCUCUGCAGGGAUUCCACAGCCCAAAUGGCGGGACAGUCCAGGGGCUCCAAGACCAACAGGAGCAUGUGGUACCCACGUCACAACCCAAUACCAUGUGGCAUCAGGACAAGGAAGGUCUGUGUGGGCAGUGUUCCUCAUUAGGCUGCCUUAUCCGGAUAUUGAUUGAUGGGAUCUCUCUCGGGCUCACCCUGCGCCUGUGGGACGUGUAUUUGUUGGAAGGAGAACAGGUGUUGAUGCCGAUAACAAGCAUUGCCUUUAAGGUUCAGAAGAAGCGCCUUAUGAAGACGUCCAGGUGUGGCCUGUGGGCACGUUUUUGGAACCAGUUUGUUUACACCUGGGCCAGGGAUGAUGACACUGUGCUCAAGCAUCUUAGGGCCUCUAUGAAGAAACUAACAAGAAAGCAGGAGGACCUGCCACCCCCAGCCAAACCCGAGCAAGGGUCCUCGGCACCCAGGCCUAUGCCGGCUUCAUGUGGCGGGAAGACCCUCUGCAAGGGGGACGGGCAGGCCCCUCCAGGCCCACCAGCCCUGUUCCAGCGGCCCAUUUGGUCAGCUUCCCCGCCAUGGGCACCUCGUUCUUCCAUACCCUGUCCUGCUGGGGCUGUCCACGAGGACACCUACCCUGUGGGCACUCAGGGUGUGCCCAGCCUGGCCCUGGCUCAGGGAGGACCUCAGGGUUCCUGGAGAUUCCUGCAGUGGAACUCCAUGCCCCACCUCCCAAUGGACCUGGAUGUAGGGGGUGCUUGGUUCCCCCAUUAUGAUUUCGAACAGAGCUGCUGGGUCCGUGCCAUAUCCCAGGAGGACCAGCUGGCCACCUGCUGGCAGGCUGAACACCCUGCGGAGGGGGUGAGAUUGGCUUUCAGUGCACCCAGCACUGAAUCCUACCAGGGCACCCCCUUCAGAGCUAGGGAUGAACAGCAGUGCGCUCCCACCUCAGGGCCUUGCCUCUGCCACCUCUAUUUUGAAAGUUCUCAGUUCCCUCCAGGCUUCUAG
Molecule: messenger RNA, 1359 nt
Organism: Pongo pygmaeus (Bornean orangutan)
Lineage: Eukaryota; Metazoa; Chordata; Mammalia; Primates; Hominidae
Product: TBC1 domain family member 3G-like
Exons: 10
Coding region: 19-1359 (446 amino acids)
Biological process (GO): regulation of GTPase activity
Molecular function (GO): small GTPase binding; GTPase activator activity
Source: RefSeq, a predicted model, not a curated record